Messenger RNA from Lolium rigidum, 820 nucleotides. Its product is annotated as actin cytoskeleton-regulatory complex protein PAN1-like. The record is from RefSeq and is a predicted model, not a curated record. The transcript has a single exon. The coding region runs from base 111 to 569 and encodes 152 amino acids. NCBI's taxonomy places the organism in Eukaryota, Viridiplantae, Streptophyta, Magnoliopsida, Poales, Poaceae.
CACACACACGCAGACAGAUCGGGGCAGAGCCCAGGGCCAGCGGGGAGAGAAAUAUCCCCGAGCUUUCUUGGAAGCUCUCGCGGCCCGGGGCUGCUGAUCGGAUCCGAGAAAUGGCGGCGGCGGCUGCGGCCGAGGCGCCGGCGGAGGACCCCUCUCCUCCCCGCCCGCCGCCUCCCGAGAAGCGCGCUUCGCCGGCGGACGCCGAGGUCCAGGAGGAGCGGCCGGAGCCGAAGCGCCGGCGCGCCCGCGUGGCCGCGCUCGAGAACCUCCCCCGCGCUGCUGCGGUGGCGAGCGAGGAGGAGGACGACGAUGCGGGCGACGGCGGAGGGUCGUCGUCGUCGUUCUCGUUCCACGCGCGGAGCUUCUCCGGGGUGGAGACGACGCCCAAGUUCGGGUCUUUCAACCCCGCCGCCGCCCAGUUCGUGGCCUUCCACCUGACGCCGCCGCCGCCCCUGGUCGACCCGGCGGAGGACGAGGCGGACUCCCCGCCCCCGCCGCCGGUACGCACCCACGACGACGGCGACGAUGACAAUGACGAGGUCAAGGGCAAGGAUGGCAAUUCACACUAGCGCCGGCAGCAGAGGGUCUUGUUUUUGACUUAGGCAGAGGUCGAGCAGGGGAAUUUACCGACCCUAGUUCGUGUGACCUCUGUUCCUUGGCUAGACAGUGUGGCAUUUCUUCCUCUUCUAUUUUGAUUUGUGUCUACUUCUUCUUCUUCUCUCCUCUCGAUGCCAAUGCUCUUUUUGUACAUCAGUGUCUUCCUCGUGUGUUGUACUGUAGUCUUGUACUGAUACGAUUAGUGAAUAAGAGUGUUUUUGUA